Messenger RNA from Spinacia oleracea (spinach), 1890 nucleotides. RefSeq names its product plant UBX domain-containing protein 3. Bases 97 to 1404 code for a protein of 435 amino acids. Gene Ontology annotation, biological process: autophagosome assembly; nuclear membrane reassembly; membrane fusion. The record is from RefSeq and is a predicted model, not a curated record. Gene Ontology annotation, cellular component: cytosol; nucleus. Gene Ontology annotation, molecular function: ubiquitin binding. The transcript has 4 exons. NCBI's taxonomy places the organism in Eukaryota, Viridiplantae, Streptophyta, Magnoliopsida, Caryophyllales, Amaranthaceae.
UAGCCGGGAGUACCAAACAAUUUGCGAUUUGGAAUCACCCCUUCUUUAGAUUCAUUCCAAAUCAAAAGGUGGAGUGGGAAACCUAAUAACGAAAAGAUGGAGCCCAGCCAAGAACACCAAGCUGCUGCAACAAUCUCAUCAAUGGCGUCGGGCCACCGUGACCCCAACAACGCCAUGAUCAACACUUUCAUGGAGAUCACCUCCUCUACAUUUGAAGAAGCCCAAUUCUUCCUCGAAAGCCACAACUUCGACGUCGAUGCCGCCGUUUCCACCUUCUUCGAGUCCACAUCGGCUCCUCCUCCUCCCCCACCUUCCUCUACCUCCACCGCCGCCGUUGUUGGUGCUACAGAUGAAGAAUUACACUCUCCUUCCUCCCCCUCCGCCUCUCUUUCUCCUUCCCCCUCUCGCUCUCGCUCCCAUUCUCCACCCGCCGGAGUUCGAUCUCAAUAUGGUCUCCGAUCCCGGGGAACCACGGGAGGAGGUGAUGUCAAUGAUGUAAGUUCCAACUCCAGGAGUUGCCGUCGUGCCGGAGGUGUUCGGACCUUCGCUGAUCUGCAUCGGAAUUCGGCUGAGGAUGGUUCUGGAAGUGAUUCUGACAGUGAUCGUCCUGCUGAGUUCUACACUGGUGGCCAGAAAAGUGGCGUGGUUGUGCAAGAUCCUUCCAAGGAGAAUGGUGCUGAAGCGAUUUUUGAGCAAGCUAGACGUAAUGGAGCUAGUGAGGUACCAGUUGAUUUUCACCAGCCAUCAUCUAGCUCAAGAAGCUUUACUGGAACAGCUAGAUUACUUUCGGGAGAGACGAUGUCAUCUUCCCCCCAUGAGCAGGCUCCUGAAGCUAUCGUAUAUACAGUCACCCUAUGGCGUAAUGGCUUCACGGUGAAUGAUGGGCCUUUGAGGAGAUUUGAUGAUGAAGAAAAUGCUUCAUUUUUGGAGAGCAUCACAAAGUCUGAGUGUCCAAUCGAGCUAGCGCCGGCAGACAGGAAAACUGCAGUCCGUUGUAACCUUGUGAGGAGGAAUGAGAAAUACCCUGAACCACAAAAACAAAAAGUUCCAUUCCAGGGUGUUGGAAGGACAUUGGGUAGCAGCAGUUCAAACUCUUCUGAACUUUCUGCUUCUGUAACUGCUAUCAACUCUGCUCCAGCCCCUGUGAUGGGCUUAGUUGUGGAUGAUACACUACCAUCAACCUCGAUCCAGCUUAGGCUAGCUGAUGGGACUCGCAUGGUUUCACGCUUCAACUAUCAUCACACAGUAAGAGAUAUCCAUGCCUUCAUUGAUGCAUCAAGGGCGGUUAGGACAGGAGCUUAUACACUGCAGAUGAUGGGUUUUCCUCCCAGGCAACUAAAUGAUGUUGACCAGACAAUAGAACAGGCUGGUCUUGCCAACUCCGUUGUGAUCCAGAAAUUCUAGCUGACUGUUUCUUUGGUACUGGAUUUCUUGUCUUCACUUCGUCAUCUGCUGCUACAUUGGCAACAAGGCCUGAAUUCUACUUGUUUAGCAAUUUUUAUCAAAUGAUUGCCAGAAAGUUUGGUGGUUGAAUUUUUUAUGCAGCACAUUGCAGUUAACUCUGAAUGUAUUUCAACAUAACCAAUUGUAGCCUUUUUGAGUACAGUAUCUUUUUUCUUCUGGAAAACGAGGUUAUGCCAGCCAAUAGAAACCCGUUUAACACACACAUUCCUGUAUAUCAUCAUUUCAAUUUCCAGUUGAAACAGAAAGGAGCGGAGGAGUGUUGGGGCUGUCUGGGGAGUACUUAGGAUUUUAAUCAAGUGAGUAUGUUUACAUCAUUUUACAAUACCAGUUGAUCAUCAGAGAAUCUAUUAUUUUGUUGGUUUCUAAGAAUAAUUAUUUGUACAUAUCUUUGCCCAAUGUUGAUAUAAAUAUUGAAGUUUUAAUGCC